CACGAAACUUUACCUUUAACAUACGAGUACUUAAAUAUUUUCGAAUUAAGUUUUUAAUGAAUCAUCGAAUAGUUUUAAACUAACAUUCUUUAGUACAUACACGGAUAAUAUACAGUGUUUUAGGAUAAUGGCUUCAAUCUGUGUAACUUGGUGUACAGUAAUAUUUUUUCUUUCAGGUUUCAUUUUUAAAUCAGAAGAAAAAGAAGAAAAAGAAAUAACAAUAUGUUUCAAGGGCAGUCCACAAUGUGUGAAACCUGCAUAUACACUUAGUUGCAAUGAUGAAUUAAUUCAGCGAAUCAAAAACGAGACACGCCAGUGUUAUCAUUAUAGGUCAUCUUGUGAUGUUGACUUGAUUGAGGAAUGUGACUAUGAAAAGACAUGCCAGUUUUCAAACUCCAAGGCAACAGAAGUAGUAAAAGAAAUUGGUGGGUUACAGAGCUCGAGAUCUGUGAAUAUAUAUGUACGGGUGUCUUACAACUGUUCAGGAGGAGAUUCGAAAGGAGCAUUACCUGUUUCCAGUAAUCCUGAUAAUGCCGGAAGCGGAGGAGUGUCACCCGCGGUUGUUGUACCUAUCAUAGUCGUUCUGGCAAUAUUGAUUAUAGUUUCUGCUGUAUUUGGAAUUGUACUUUAUAGGAGACAAAGUCAAAGAAAAAGAAGUCAAGAUAGUAAAUGUAACGAGCAGCCAAAUAAGAACCGAGAUGAAGACAAUCCUGGUUUUGAUGGCGAGUAUAAUACAAUACCAGCCGAUUAUGGAGUUGCAGAGCAUCAUACAUAUAACACACUCGAACAUAAUAACGCCGACAACUUGAAUGCUACAGAAAUAAGACGUGGAGACAGUGUAAACUAUAGCACAAUUUUUCUAAAUGAGGAGUCUAAAAACGAAAGUUCUGCCUAUGGUUACGAUACAGCUAACCACAAGACGAAAUAUGAACCUGGCAAAGUGAUGGACCUCGAAGGUUUACACAGUUAUGGUCAUUUUAGCGAACAGUCGGGGGAUUAUAACAGAAUGAACCCAAACACACAUCAAAAUCCGGACAAAGAUUAUUCUCAUUUUGAUUCAGGAGAAUCAUUUGAUUACUCACAUUUAAACGAAAAACAAAAACAAGUGGAUUCCAAUUUAGAAAAUGAUUACAAUCACAUUCAAACACUAUCUAAACCAACUAGGCGAGUCGAUAGUUAUGAACAACCGAUACUGAAAGAGUUAUCGCAAGCAAAAGCUGAUGAUGUGGAAACUAAAUUAGAUACCAGCAAUAACAGUAGCCAGUAUGAAACUGCGGUAAUUGAUGAUGCAACACCAAAGUUAAAUGUUACAGGUGUAGAUAUAACAAAUAACAGUCGUAUGAAGAGAAAGGACAGCUAUGAGGAUCCUGUGAAAAUAAAUGCUGAUACACAUCAUGCUGUAAAUGAUCAGCCAAACGAAAAUCUAAAGCCAAGAGACGACUAUGAAGCACCAAUUACGAUUCAAACUGAAUCGUUGGAUACACUCAAAGAACCAUCAAGCAAACGAAUGCAACGAAGAGAUAGUUACGAGCAGCCGGUACUAAUAGGAUCAUCUGAUCAUAUCACAUGAUCAUAGUCACGUGCAUAACCGCAGUGAAAAAUCAUCCGAUUAUGAGACUCCAUUGAAUAAUUUUAGCUAAUAAAAUGUAUUGAUUCAAAACUAACAUACUUAACAAACAUAGGGCCUAAUGUAUAGAUUCAUUAAAUAUACUAAAAAAAUUAAAGUUGCAAUCUUGCAAUCUUAAUGCAAGUCUGGUAUGAUUUAAAUGCAAUAAAAUCGAACUUCUAAGAACUUUCUAAGAACAACCACUUAUAUUGUUGAUUUAAUAGAGACUUCAAUGAGAAUUCAUCGGCUGUAAUAUCAGCAUGUCGAUAACACUGGGAACAAAAUUAAUUAUGAACAGGUGUUUAAUUAUCACUUUCAUUAUAUCCUUAAAUGAUUAGUUCACAGUUAUAUCAAUAAAACACAUUCCAGCAGCAACGUAUGGUAAAUACGUAUCAUGUUCAGUUAAUGAGUGUACUCAUAUGUGAUAAUAAUGUUAAUUCCUUUAGUCCGUAAAUGAAAGAAUGUGAUAAAAAUAUAACUUACAAUAGUACACCUGAUCUUUCAUUUUCAUCUUUUUCCUGUUUUGAUGCUGACUAAUGUAGAGUUUGAUAAUGCCGAAGCUCAGCAAAUGUCAAGUAGAUGUUGUACUUUAAUCAUAUUUUAUUGUGAACAUGCAUGUCAAAAAAUGUCACAAUAAUACACAAUUAUACAUAAAUACAUUAAUGUAAAUAUACGAAUGGAUUUAUCCAAAAGUUAUAGAACAGAACAGAACAUACCUUUAUUAACUCAAAAUACAUAAGAAACACAUGAAAAUACAUAAAAACAGUGGUGAAUUAUUGACAUUGUUUUAUUUAGUAUUUAUCUAAAUACAGGUCAUUAUUAUUUUGAAAAAAAAUCAUUAGAAAUGAAAAAAAAAACUACAAAAAAGAAAUAACAAAACAAAAAACUACUGGCUAAAAAAUAAGUAAAUUAAUAAUACAUUUUCUGAUAUUUUGAAAACCUACCGCCUUCUCCCAACGUUCAUCGUUUAUACAACGGGAUAUAUUUCUUUCAGUUUUCUUAUAUAGUUUGCUAGAGUCUGAGUUUCUAAUAUCUGUUGAUAAUGCAUUCCAAAGCUGUAUUGAUGAUAGGAUAACUGAUUUUGAAAAUAUUUCGGUUCUUCUUGCCAUAGUAACAUUAUCAAGUAUAGUUUCUUAAGCUAUAAUGAUUUUCAAUUGGGUUUUCUACCUAAAGGGGAAAUAACUGUGAUAAAUAUAAUGGCAAUAAAUUAUGUUUCUCUUUGUAUACUUAAACUAGUGUGUUUUAUUUUUCUGUCUGCCAAAGAUAUCCACCCUAUUUCUUUUAAACAUUUUUAAAUGGACACUGAUCUGGCAAUUCUAGCGGCUUCAUAUUAUAAUAGAUUUUUUUCUCUAGAAUUUCUGACUCAUACAGGGUACACGUAAAAGUAAAGCGUAUUCUGGACGAGAAAGUAAAUAUGAAAUAUACAUAUCAUUGAGCGUACUCCUUUGGACUUGAAUUUCUUUUUUCAUUUUCAUGAAAACUAAAAUUUUAGAUCCGAAGAAACUGUAGUAGAAAUAUGUUUGUUCAAUGACCUAUCCUGACUCAAUAUUACGCUAGGUGCUUAUGGUGUUCUACACAAUUUAUAUGAACAUUAUCAAAAUAUAAUUGUGGACGGUCUCUUUUACAAAUCGAUUUAAGAAGGAUU
Molecule: messenger RNA, 3251 nt
Organism: Ruditapes philippinarum (Manila clam)
Lineage: Eukaryota; Metazoa; Mollusca; Bivalvia; Venerida; Veneridae
Exons: 5
Coding region: 128-1570 (480 amino acids)
Source: RefSeq, a predicted model, not a curated record